CUUGUCUUACAGGUUUUGCCUGGCAUUCUGCAGAAGCAUUGCUGUAUUUUACCAGACAGGAAUACAGAGUCGCAGUGUACACUCUGUGGUGAGCCUGAAGAGGAAGACGGUGGUGACCUCCUCAAGACGGGGAUCAGUUUUCCAGGGACACCAGAAGAAGAGCUAGACCAGCCAUACUCAUGGUCUCCUACCCAGCAGCACUUCAAUGAGGAAAGUUACUCUCCUGUUUCAAGGAACAUGAAAGGAUUAUCUGGCAGUCGCAAUCAACCACAGCUAUGUUCUGCGCAUACAUGUGGUCUGGCAUCUCCUGAGGAUUGUGAACACGCCCACGAUCAUCUUCACCAUGGCCAGGAGUCAAGGCAGUCCUACCUUCUCAGUCCGACGGAGAGCUGUCCAAUGGACCACCAUCGCUGCUCACCCCGCAGCUCCAUCCAUUCAGAAUGCAUGAUGAUGCCCAUGGUUAUGGGCGAUCAUAUGUCCAGCAGCACUUUCCCCAGAAUGCACUACACCUCACAUUACGAUACUCGGGACGAUUGCACCAUGUCUCACACCAACACCAAGAUUAAUCGGAUCCCGGCAAAUCUGCUGGAUCAGUUUGAGAAACAACUCCCUCUCCACAGGGAUGGCUUUCAUACUUUACAAUACCAGAGGACUUCAACGGCUGCUGAACAACGCAGCGAAAGCCCGGGGAGAAUACGCCAUCUUGUUCAUUCUGUUCAAAAACUUUUCACAAAAUCUCAUUCUUUAGAAGGAUCUUCCAAGAGCAAUGUCAACGGGACAAAAGGAGAUGGGCGAGGGGAUGACCAUCACCAUGGACAUCAUUCUAAACAUAGCAAAAGAAGUAAAAGCAAAGAGCGGAAACCUGAGACUAAGCAUAAAACUGGGAUGAGUAGUUGGUGGAGCUCUGAUGAUAAUUUGGACAGCGAUAGCACUUACCGUACACCUAGCGUUGUAAACAGGCACCAUGUGGACCAUAUUUCUCACUGCUACCCAGAAGCCCUUCAGGGACACUUCGGAGAUCUCUCAUUGAAGACUUCAAAGAGUAACAAUGAUGUAAAAUGUUCAGCUUGUGAAGGGCUUUCAAUGGCCCCUGAUGGCAAAUACAUGAAAAGGAGUUCUUGGUCCACACUUACAGUGAGCCAGGCAAAAGAAGCAUAUCGCAAGUCAUCCCUUAACCUAGAUAAACCUCUAGUUCACCAGGAAGUAAAACCUUCCCUGAGGCCAUGCCAUUAUCUUCAGGUGCCUCAAGAUGAAUGGGGAGGGUACCCCGCUGGCGGUAAAGAUGAGGAAAUUCCCUGCAGAAGAAUGAGAAGUGGAAGCUAUAUUAAAGCCAUGGGAGAUGAGGAAAGUGGAGAUUCCGAUUCUAGUCCCAAAACAUCACCAAAGGUAGCAGUCCAUCCGGAGUCCUUGUUAAAAUCUAUUGGACAAAGAGCUCUCGGAGACCACCAAAACCAGAGCUACCUGCAAGCGGCAAGCGAUGUGCCUGGUGGUCACAACCUGGAUCCGUCAGCAACCUACAAUUCCCCCAAGUUCCGCUCGAGGAAUCAGAGUUAUAUGAGAGCAGUGAGCACGCUCAGUCAGGCCAGCUGCAUUAGCCAGAUGAGUGAAGCAGAGGUCAAUGGGCAAUUUGAAUCUGUUUGUGAAUCAGUGUUUAGUGAAGUUGAAGCUCAGGCAAUGGACGCCCUCGACCUGCCAGGUUGUUUCCGAACCAGAAGCCACAGUUACUUGCGUGCCAUUCAGGCAGGUUACUCUCAAGAUGAUGAAUGUAUCCCUGCAAUGGCCUCUUCCAAUAUCACCUCAACAAUCAGGUCAACAACAGCUGUAACUUACACAAGUUACAAAAAAACACCACCGCCUGUACCUCCUCGAACCACCUCUAAGCCACUAAUCUCAGUUACAGCACAGAGCAGCACAGAAUCAACCCAGGAUGCCUAUCACGAUAGCCGGACUCAGAGGAUCUCCCCGUGGCCUCAGGACAGUCGAGGGAUGUACAACUCCACAGACAGUCUGGACAGCAACAAGGCUAUGAACCUCGCCAUGGAAACUGCCGCUGCACAACGCCACCUGUCGGAGGGCCAGGGCGCCUCGGUACGCACCAGCGACAAGGCCAUCCUUGUGACAAAAGCUGAGGAGUUCCUGAAGAGUCGGCGCUCGUCUAUAGGGAUUCAGGUGGAAACAGCCACUGAUUCAGAUACGGAGAGCAGAGGCUUACGGGAAUAUCAUUCAGUUGGAGUGCAAGUGGAGGAUGAUAAACGGCAUGGACGGUUUAAGCGCUCGAACAGUGUCACAGCCGCUGUUCAAGCGGACCUAGAACUUGAAGGAUUUCCAGGACACAUAACAAUGGAAGAUAAAGGACUUCAGUUUGGUGGCUCUUUCCAACGGCAUUCGGAACCCAGCACCCCCACUCAGUAUGGUGCAGUAAGAACUGUACGGACACAGGGCCUGUUCAGUUACAGAGAAGAUUAUAGGACCCCGGUAGACACCUCCAACCUCCCACCACCUGAGCCCUGGCUAGAACCAGCUAUUGAGGCAGUUGAAACUGGACGGAUGUCUCCAUGUCGAAGAGACGGGUCUUGGUUUAUGAAGUUACUACAUACUGAGACUAAGAGGAUGGAAGGUUGGUGUAAAGAGAUGGAGAGAGAAGCAGAAGAAAAUGAUCUUUCUGAAGAAAUUCUAGGUAAGAUCCGGAGUGCCGUAGGAAGUGCUCAGCUACUUAUGUCUCAAAAAUUCCAGCAAUUCUAUUGGCUAUGUCAACAGAAUCUGGACCCCAGUGCUAUGCCACGGCCAACUUCACAGGACCUAGCAGGAUUCUGGGACUUGUUACAGCUUUCAAUUGAAGACGUCAGUAUGAAGUUUGACGAAUUGCACCAGCUGAAACUGAAUGAAUGGAAAAUAAUAGAAUCACCUGAAAGGAAGGAAGAAAGAAAGGUUCCUCCUCCUGUACCAAAGAAGCCCCCAAAAGGAAAAUUCCCUAUUACAAGAGAAAAGUCUCUAGACCUGCCCGACAGACAACGUCAAGAAGCUCGAAGACGGCUAAUGGCUGCAAAGAGAGCAGCCUCUUUUCGGCAGAAUUCAGCCACCGAGCGUGCAGACAGCAUUGAGAUAUAUAUCCCAGAGGCCCAAACAAGGCUUUAA
Varanus komodoensis (Komodo dragon) is the source of this 3135-nucleotide messenger RNA. RefSeq names its product DLG associated protein 2 (gene DLGAP2). Bases 238 to 3135 code for a protein of 965 amino acids. The record is from RefSeq and is a predicted model, not a curated record. Lineage: Eukaryota; Metazoa; Chordata; Lepidosauria; Squamata; Varanidae. Gene Ontology annotation, molecular function: molecular adaptor activity. Gene Ontology annotation, biological process: signaling. The transcript is spliced from 13 exons. Gene Ontology annotation, cellular component: postsynaptic specialization; glutamatergic synapse.